Messenger RNA from Darwinula stevensoni, 942 nucleotides. Lineage: Eukaryota; Metazoa; Arthropoda; Ostracoda; Podocopida; Darwinulidae. The record is from the annotation of a GenBank genome assembly.
AUGUUGGCCUAUAUUCUUUACUCCAAGCUUGACAUCACUCCAAGCAGCUCAUAUCCUCAUGGUACCUUUGUUGGAUGGUUUGAGACAAGAGGUAUAGAAAGAUGUCCAAGGCUAAGGGACCUCUACAACAACAUGAGGGACAUGAUCCAAGCUGACCUUGUUGACUUAAGUGUCAUUCCUGUGCUGAUCAAGCUCAUUCAACUAUUGGUGCUUGCAAUAGAAGUCACGUGGCAGGAAAGACUGGGAGUUGUGAGUUUCAAUUCCUAUCCUAAAAACAACAUGGGAUCCAGAGAUUGCCAAUCCCUGAAUGGGGACCACCUCCUCAUCAUCACACAGGAUGAAGGGUUACUUGGAAGGAAAAAUGGGAGUAAAAAGGUACCAAUUCCUCAGGACAAGUUAUGUGCCAAAUCGGGACAUUGGACCUUGUCCCAAGACUCCCCCAUCUACUCCUGGAGGGAUUUCAGAUCUGCAUUCAAAAAUAUCCCUGCUGUCAGGGCUACAGAUGAACCUGGAGAGGUGCCAGAUGGACCUGGAUUCCCGUAUGAAAAGUAUUGUAAUCAUGGCAGGUCUAUCAUUAGUCAUUCUCGUGGUCUUGGCAGUGGGCCUCAUUUGCCUGGUAGUGGCCUGGAAUACAAGGGACAAACAGAGAAACCCUCAGGCACAUCAGGAAAAUCAUCCGGGAUCAAAUCAGGCUUCAAUGAGCUUGACCAGCACAGAAAUGACAACAAGAAAAUAAAUGGAAAUCUUCAACUUGGAAUUUCUUCAUCAGGUUCAGCCAAUCCAACAGAUACUCUUGUGCAGCACACUGUGAUUCCUCCAACAGGUGUGCCUUCAGGGAGAGUGUCUAGUGUCUCUGGUGCCAUUUGCUUCCCUGAGCAUGUUGAAUUUUUCUUUAUCCAACCUGUUCCUCUCAUUUUUAUACAAGUCUUUUACCUUUCCCCA